UCACGAGACUGUGAAAAAAAUGGCGCUCUUCAGCGACGAGAAGUUACGGUACCUGCGAAUUUUGGGAUUGAAAUUUGACGCCACAGAAGAUGACAUAAAGAAGACCUACAAGAAACUCGCCCUACAACAUCACCCUGAUAAGUGUCAGAGUGACCCUGAAGCUACUAAAAGGUUUCAGGAACUGAGUGCAGCGUAUUAUGGGCUACAGAGACUUAAAGAGAGGGAGACACGAGCCUCCUACUGCAACUGUGACCACGCCCACUACCACCAUGGGUUUGACUUUGACUCCGACUGCAGCGACUACUAUGACUCCGAUGAUGAAUAUUCCCAGUUCUAUUUCCAAGAUGAUGAUGAGGAGCUGAUGGAUUUCUUCAGGAAGAUUUUCAUGGAUGUUUUCUCUGAGUUUGUAUUCAAGAAAAAGUUCCAGUCCAAGAGGAAGAGACCAGACACCUGCACCACAGAAGACACAGAGGAAGAGAGUUUCUUCGAAUUUCUGUCGAGGAAGUUCCGGUCCGAGGGGAGGAGCAGCACUGACGACUACAUUCUCACAGAAGAUGAUUUGAAGAAAUUCCAGUCUUAUGAUGAAUGGCAGAAAGCGAGAGACCCCAGCAAGCCUCCUAACAGAUGUAAGAGGCGAGCUGUCCAGAGAUCCAGGAAACAUCAGAAAGAGGAACAGAAGCAGAAGAACAAGAAGCAGAGGAAGAAUGAACAGAGGAGGAAGGAGAAGGAACUUCUGGAGAUCCGAGAUCAGCUUCUGAGGACUCUGGAUGAGAAAAAGGAAAAACAGAAGAAAAGACAAAACGCAGAGCCACCAAACCACAAACCCAGCAGUGAAGCAAACCACAUGAAGUCCAGAGCCACAAAAAGUCCAGAAAGACUUGAAAUUGAGAGGCAACUGGCAGAAGCUAAGAGAAAAGAACAUGAAUUACAAGAAAACUUGCGGCGUCUCGAAGCUAAGGAACAUAAGCAAGAGAAGAAACUACGCAAAUCUGAAAAAAAGAAAGCGAAAAAACAACAGACCUCAACACAAGAUGCUCCAUCGCUGCCAUCGGAACAGAGAAGCUUUCCUCACAAGACUUUCAACAACAUUGACUUUGUGGAAAGCAAAUAUGGCCAGAAAAAUAUAACCAGCACCUUUGGUAACAAACAUGCUAAGCAGAUAUCUAAGGAGGAGCGGGACAAAGGCCUGGCAGACCUGAUGGACAAGGUGAAGAGGAAACAGAGAACUUCUGAUGAUGGAGGCAGUGACGCAACAAUGCCCGACGUUACUGCUGCCAUUGAUAAAGGUCAAAAGCAGGGCUGUGUAAAUGUGAGACCGAAUGAUGCUCCUCGAUCAGCCAGAAGAAGCGACACCCCAGCUGCUGAGACCACGCCUGAAACCUCACUGCUCCACCACCAUCUGGAUGCAUACCACGAGUUGAUGAAGCUGCAACCAAGACGGCACACGGAGCAGCAACUCCGCGAGGAGAGGCUGCGCAUCAGGGAUGCUCAGCUAAGAACACAGCAAUCAGAGCUUGAGAGACUCCGUAAAAAUCCCAGUCAUGAUUUAUUCAAAGAUGACCUGCAAAUGAAGCGAGACGAACUCCUGCAGAAGCAGAGAGAAAAGGAGCGUCUGAGAAAUGAAGAAGAGGCCUUUGAACUGAAGAAAGAGGCUGAGAGGCAGCACAGUGCCCCCAUUGCCCCUGUGAGCAGGAAGUACUACGAGAGCAUUUCCUACCAUGAGAAGCAGCACAAGAUGGAGCCUCACACACCACACAGACAGACACCCAGGCGGACAACGAGAACACCCCCUCUCAUCACUACUGUGGAAAACCCCAUCAAGAGAGAGAUUCCCAACCGGCAGAGUACAUGGAGUCGUGUGGUGACCAGUGAGUCACCAUGGGGAGAGAGGACUCGGAAACAACUGGAACUGAAGACAAUGCUGCCAAGUAACAUGGACGAAGAGGAGGUGAUGCUGCAACAGGCGCUGACCCUCAGCAUUCAAACAGCUGAGCUCGACAUGCAGCAGAGAAAAUGGCAGGAACAGCUUGAACAAGCAGAGGCAGACCGGCGGAUUAUGGAAACAGCCCACUGUACAAAACCGGGCAAGAAGCAGCCAGCCAAAAGGAACAAGAACUCUUGCCUGUCAGAGCCAGCUGUUGGUUCUUCAUCUUCUAGCAUGAAGUACCCUCUAUCGGACAAGUUUUUGGUGUAUCCUGGAGCGUUUGUCAAUCAAUCAAGCCACAACUUGGAUGAAUUUGAAACCCGACCUUCAUGGUGUCUACCCCUAAAUCCAAAAUCGGAAACAAGGAAAGUGUGUAAACCAAAACCAGCUAAAAGGGACAGUUGGUCGCUCUGCCCUGGCAAACCCACGGCAGAUGACUGGAGCUACUCAAAGUCAGCUGAUACGGAGAGUACUGAUUCAGAACUUGAAGAAUAUGAGUAUGCAGUAGAAGAGAGAUGCUGUCAGUUCAAAAGCCUUGUUGGUAAUGUUCGUGCUGGUGAAUCAAGCUUGCAUGACAGCUCUUGCACAAAUACUCAGCAGGAGGGUGUUAACAGAAAUAUCAAGUCCAAUCGAAAAGCUGAUCAGGAGAAAAAGUCGCUUGAACUCAUUACAAAUACGCCUUGGCAAAAUACUAAUGAAAACUCAAAUAAUGUCAACAAAGAUGCCCGAAACCAAGUUAAAGCCAACUUUUCAAGAGACUCUUCAAGCCGCAAGGAAAGCAGUGAUGACUGGGAUGUGGAGUGUCAAUGGAAGACAGAAGGCCCGUCAUAUCCACUACUCAAGUAUAAGCCCAGGACGGAUAAUAGGAAGUCGAGGGAAAAAGUAAAUGAGAGUUCCUUACCUCCCAAGCCCCUCUCUCUGAUGCGAGAAAACUGUGAACCUUGUACUGCAGAAGGUACUGUGCAAACAGAAGAGCAGCUGACACCCAAACCCAUCCCUGUGUUGCUAGGAGACACUUUGCGUUCUACAUCAGAAAGUCCUGUGAAGACUGAUAGCCAACUGCAAAUAGAAACGGUUGGUUUAGCAAGUGUUGUCAAGAUUGAAGCUGAAACUAACACGGACUCACUGGUGGAAUCUGACCUAGUUCCAGAGAGACAUGACUGUUUCACACAAACCAAGGUCUCGUCAGGAUUUGUAGGAGGUUUUUGGGACUCUGCUUCAAACAAUGCUGACAAAAUUCCUGUUCCCAAGCAACAAAGAAAUAUUUUGGCAGAUCAAGAGGUGUUGAAACAAAUCCCUCUAAAUGGAUUUACACACUCUAAAGAGAAGGAUCUCAAAGAUAGAUCUAGUAACCGAGUGCCCCCGGUGGCGCCAGAGCCUCGCACACAGAAGCCUGAGAACUGGGAUGACAAUCACCUUGUUUCAUCCUUGGCUGAAUUAAGUGUAAAGAAUCCUGCUACAAACAGAACAGAAACUAGCAUCACUGUCAACACAGGUCAUGAAAAGACCACGAUUCCAAGACUACCUGUGAUAAUGUCUGUGUUGAACGAUAGCCAGGAGCAAGAUCAAGUGCCUGAAAGGAUGAUGACAGAUGAUCAGAAACUAAGUAACCAUCACUACAAUGUCCAGCAAGCAGAACAGACCACUCAGUCUUCAGAAAGAAAUGUCAGUGGAUCUGGACCUUCAGAACAGUCCAGUCAACCUGGUGGCCUUCCUGUCGGACUUCCUCAACAUCUUAUCCAGGCAUAUCUACAGUAUGUGGCACAAAAUGAAACCACACCAGGUCAACAGCAGCCCACACCUCAUCCAGCCCCUGCUAAUUGUGUGCAAGGUGUUGCCUCUGGCAAAUCUUCCAGCGAGAUGACACCUGGUCUUCCAUGUAAUGCACCAUCUGCAGCAUAUCCCCUGCCAGGCAAUCCUGGCUACAUACCUGCCAUGUGGUCUCACCUGUAUCCAUGGAUGGGCCCACUUAUAGCUAACCCUGUGAUGUCCCACGCCAUGAUGCCCUUCUGCCCACCUCCAGUCUUUACCUACUCCCUUCAACAACAGAUCAAGACACAGGAGUCUGGGGCUAAGGAAGUCACUUCAAACAAGCAUCAAGGGAUCGAACAGAGAAGCUCCAUCAAUCAAGUAAAUUGCCACCCUCAUGAGUGGGACUCUGGCUUUGGUCAACAAGAUCCUGUAUCCAAAUCAAGUGGCCAUCAGUCAGGACAGUGUACAAGUUCAGGGGCCAGUAUGUUAGAUACGGAUGUUGAGAAUUGCUCACCACAGCAGACCACUAGGGAUGGUGGUGGGCAACAGAUGGGAGGUGUGAGACAGGAAAAGGAGCACAUGGUUGAAGCACAUCAGGACAUUCUCAGAUGUAAUGUCAGCCAAAAGGAUCACUCACUGAACACAGGACAUGAGGAGCCAAUGAACAAGGGUGGUGUAGGGCAGCAGACGGCAAUGAAUGGAAGUGGUUUGGGACAGCAGUACAAGGGUGGUGCAGGGCAGCAGAUGGCAAUGAAUGGAAGUGGUUUGGGACACGACAAGGGUGGUGCAGGGCAGCAGAUGGCAAUGAAUGGAAGUGGUUUGGGACAGCAGUACAAGGGUGGUGUAGGGCGGCAGAUGGCAAUGAAUGGAAGUGGUUUGGGACACGACAAGGGUGGUGUAGGGCAGCAGAUGGCAAUGAAUGGAAGUGGUUUGGAACAGCAGAACAGAGUGUACAAGGGUGGUUUUGGAGAGCAGAACUCGGUGAACGAGGGUGGUUUUGGACAACAAGGGAUGAAGUACUGGCUGCAACAGAAUCAACCCAGUUCUGAAGGAAAUAUGAACAACAGCAACUUGAUAAACAGAGAAAUGACGGCCCCCAUGACACACUCAGACGAACCUUGCAGCUCAAGGAGUAUGAGGCCAAACUUCCCACCAAGGUUUCAACGACAGAAGCGGUUGGAGCUGAACAAAAAAAUCAAGACCUUAAUACAGGAAAUAAACAAAGAGCAGGAAGAUUACAAAGAGACAGAAAUUGUCAAAGAGGAGGACCGAAUCUCAGCUUAGAUUGGAUGUUACUCCCGAAACACCUGCUGCUCCUCACAUUAAGGCUUCUUCAAGAUUGAUACCAAAGUUUUUGCAGUUCCUGUGAAUUUCUGACUUCUCAGUGCAUUGAAAGGAGAAAACUUUAGUGCUUCACAUCAUACUUGUCCAACCGUGUCAUUGCCAGAAAUGUUUGUUUGGAGAUCAGAAGCUGUCUCAAAAAAGCACAAGCAAAAUCGCAAACUGUUAAUUUUCCCAUCAUUAUUUUUAUAUCAUUAUUAUUUUUUCAUUAUCAGUUUGAAUUCUAUUUCUCUGAUUGUACUGGUUGUAAAGGUUGAGAAGAGAACACCCUAUUGUUUCAUGUUACAAAGGUGAAUGGUUUCAUGAACAUGUUUAGAAAAUGAGAAGGGACAGAUGGUAAAACUGUUAAGUUUACUUUUCAUUUAGUGAAGAGGAUGUGUUUGUCACUAGUGGGGACAUGCUACAGUAGUUUAUUUCUAAUGGUGCUAAAAUUUCCUUGCUGAUGUACAUUUUUGUGUGUGCACUAAACAACAUAAGUGCUCAGUAGCAAUACUGUAUGUUAUAUAUAUAUGCUAGCUUUUUAAUCUUUUUAUAUGUUUGAUUAAAAGUGUUUUGAGAGGAA
This is a messenger RNA of Haliotis rubra (blacklip abalone), 5579 nucleotides long. RefSeq lists its product as uncharacterized. Gene Ontology annotation, cellular component: cytosol; cytoplasm. Gene Ontology annotation, molecular function: Hsp70 protein binding. Bases 20 to 4960 code for a protein of 1646 amino acids. Gene Ontology annotation, biological process: protein refolding. Lineage: Eukaryota; Metazoa; Mollusca; Gastropoda; Lepetellida; Haliotidae. The transcript has 20 exons. The record is from RefSeq and is a predicted model, not a curated record.